Molecule: messenger RNA, 774 nt
Organism: Dictyostelium purpureum
Lineage: Eukaryota; Evosea; Eumycetozoa; Dictyosteliales; Dictyosteliaceae
Exons: 1
Source: RefSeq, a predicted model, not a curated record
UUACCAAAUAGUCUCACAACACUCACAGUCGGUUAUAAUUUUAACCAAGUAGUUCCACCGGGCACAUUACCAAAUAGUCUCACAACACUCAUAUUCGGUGAUCGUUAUAACCAAAUAGUUUCACCCGGCACAUUACCAAAUAGUCUCACAACAUUCACAUUCGGUCAUUGUUUUAACCAAGUAGUUUCACCCGGCACAUUACCAAAUAGUCUCACAGAACUCACAUUCGGUCAUGAUUUUAACCAAGUAGUUCUACCUGGCACAUUAGCAAAUAAUCUCACAACACUCACAUUCGGUUAUAGUUUUAACCAAGUAGUUCUACCCGGCACAUUACCAAAUAAUCUCACAACACUCACAUUCGGUUAUGAUUUUAACCAAGUAGUUAAACCCUGCACAUUACCAAAUAGUCUCACAACACUCACAUUCGGUAAGUUUUUUGACCAAGUAGUUCUACCCGACACAUUACCAAAUAAUCUCACAACACUCACAUUCAGUGAUAAUUUUAACCAAGUAGUUCCACCGGGCACAUUACCAAAUAGUCUCACAACACUCACAUUCGGUCAUUGUUUUAACCAAGAAGUUCCACCGGGCACAUUACCAAAAAGUCUCACAACACUCACUUUCGGUGAGUGUUUUAAUCAAGUAGUUCUACCCGGCACAUUACCAAAUAGUCUCACAGAACUCACAUUCGGUCAUGAUUUUAACCAAGUAGUUCUACCCGGCACAUUACCAAAUAAUCUCACAACACUCACAUUCAGUCAUGAUUUUAACCAA